Messenger RNA from Trichosurus vulpecula (common brushtail), 2901 nucleotides. It is a transcript of the gene TENT4A, whose product is annotated as terminal nucleotidyltransferase 4A. Gene Ontology annotation, biological process: RNA 3'-end processing. Gene Ontology annotation, cellular component: TRAMP complex; nucleolus. The record is from RefSeq and is a predicted model, not a curated record. Gene Ontology annotation, molecular function: poly(A) RNA polymerase activity; mRNA binding. Bases 65 to 2677 code for a protein of 870 amino acids. Lineage: Eukaryota; Metazoa; Chordata; Mammalia; Diprotodontia; Phalangeridae. The transcript is spliced from 13 exons.
AGGGUUCGUGUGCUUGCAGUCGUCUCCGCUCGGGGAGGAGAGGCGGCCGGCGGAGAGAGGGUGAAUGGAUCCGCGUGUGGCCUGGAUUCAGCCCGAGCAGAAAGGACCCGCUAAUGCUCUCUGGAUGCAGAUCUGGGAGACCUCGCAGGGAGUGGGGCGGAGCAGCUCUAGCUACCCGCCGUAUUUCUGCCUCAACUCCCCGGCUCUCGACACGACAGCUGCCGCUUCCUCCCCCUGCACCCCUGGCGGCGGGAGCCACAGCUGCAGCCCACUUGUCAAAGCUGGCCCCGCCGCGGCUCUCCCGGCUUCGACCCCCGGCGGCGGCAGCGGCAGCCUCCCCUCGGCCUCCUCGCCUCCACCUCCCGCGGCGCUGCCGGUGCUGCUGACCGGACUGGUCCCCGCCGCCGCAGCCGGGAGCGCAGACGGUGGGCGGCGGCUGCAGAAGUCCCCCUCCGUGUCCUCGUCGUCGUCCACUUCUUCCAACAACGAGUCCGGCACCGAGAGCCCCGGCUUUUCCUCCUCUUCCUCGUCCUCGUCCUCCAGCAGCGCCUCCUCCGGCCGGACUCUGUCCGGGGGCGGCGUUGGGACCUUACCUGGCCGGGGAGGAGGCGGAGGCCCCGGCGCCUUUUUUAACUUCAAUGAGAACAAACUGAACAAUCUCAACAGCGUGAAUGGCCAUCACCACCACCACAACCCGCACAGCGGAGCCAACAGCAACCUUCUGGCGCCGCCGCCUCCUCCGACCCCGCCGCAGCCGCAGCAGCAGGAGCCGCAGCAGCAGCCCCAGCCCCCGCCCCCGCCGUCUUCUGCCCCCGCUUCAGCCAACUCCAUCCAGCAGCACCAGUACCAUCCGGGCCGCAGGAAACGGGAGAAUAAAGCUAGCACUUAUGGCAUGAACUACCUGCUGUCCGGGAGCCGGGGGGCCGCGCUGAACAAUAACCACCUCCCCCAGGAGCAGCAGCAGAGACCCGGCACCCCUUGGAAGACCAGGACUUACAGCCCGGGCAUCCAGGGGCUUCAUGAAGAAAUAAUUGACUUUUAUAAUUUCAUGUCCCCCUGUCCUGAAGAAGCAGCUAUGCGAAGAGAAGUAGUUAAAAGAAUAGAAACUGUCAUAAAAGAUCUUUGGCCUACGGCUGAUGUUCAGAUAUUUGGCAGCUUUAGUACAGGACUUUAUCUUCCAACUAGUGACAUAGACUUAGUAGUUUUUGGAAAAUGGGAACGUCCUCCUUUACAGCUGUUGGAACAAGCAUUACGGAAACACAAUGUGGCUGAGCCAUGUUCCAUUAAAGUACUUGACAAAGCUACAGUACCAAUAAUAAAACUCACUGACCAGGAGACAGAAGUGAAAGUUGACAUCAGUUUUAAUAUGGAAACUGGUGUGAAGGCAGCUCGGUUGAUCAAGGAUUAUAUGAAGAAAUACUCAUUGCUGCCUUACUUGAUUUUAGUAUUAAAGCAGUUCCUCUUGCAGAGGGACCUGAAUGAAGUUUUUACAGGUGGAAUUAGCUCUUAUAGCCUAAUUUUAAUGGCCAUUAGCUUUCUACAGUUGCAUCCCAGAAUUGAUGCCAGAAGAGCUGAUGAAAACCUUGGAAUGCUUCUAGUAGAAUUUUUUGAACUGUAUGGAAGAAAUUUUAAUUACUUGAAGACUGGUAUUAGAAUAAAAAAUGGAGGUGCCUAUAUCGCCAAAGAAGAAAUCAUGAAAGCCAUGACCAAUGGAUAUAGACCAUCCAUGUUGUGCAUUGAAGAUCCUCUACUGCCUGGAAAUGAUGUUGGCAGAAGUUCAUAUGGUGCCAUGCAAGUGAAGCAAGUUUUUGACUAUGCCUACAUUGUUCUUAGCCAUGCAGUGUCACCACUAGCAAGAUCAUACCCAAACAGAGAUUCUGAGAGUACACUAGGUAGAAUCAUCAAAGUAACACAGGAAGUAAUUGACUAUAGAGGAUGGAUCAAAGAAAAAUGGGGAAACAAAAUAAAUCUAUCACCUGAUCUUGAUAAUAGAAUAAAGAUAAAAGAGCAGAUAACUCCAUGUAAUGGGGAUCAGCCUCAAAGCAGAGACACAGAAUCACCCUUUAGCCAGCGUUUGACUUUACCUUUGUCUAGCACCCAACCUCUUUCCUCUGGUUCAUCUGCUUCUUCUGUAUCUUCACUUUCUGGAAGUGAUAUCGAUUCUGAUACACCACCUUGCACAACUCCUAAUGUUUACCAAUUUAGUCUGCAAGCACCAUCUCAGCUUAUGGCCAGUUUACCUACAGCAUUGCCAAUGCCAAGUGGUAAACCUCAGUCAGCUCCUACUAGAACGUUAAUAAUGACAACCAAUAACCAGACUAGGUUUACUAUACCUCCACCUACCUUAGGUGUGCCCCCACUUCCUUGCAGACAAGUUGGUAUUGAAGGGACACCAUCUUUGAAAACUGUUCAUCAUAUGUCCUCUCCUGCUGUUCCUUCUACAUCUCCCAACCCACUCUCAAGUCCCCAUUUGUAUCAUAAGCAGCACAAUGGCAUGAAAUUUUCCAUGAAAGGAACUCAUAAUCAUAACCAAGGCAAUGGUUACAAUCCUGUUGGCAGCAGUGGCAUGCGACAGCCUGUGGGCAACAGAGGACACCAUCAAUAUAACCGUACUGGCUGGAGAAGGAAAAAGCAUACGCACACAAGAGACAGUUUGCCUAUUAGUCUCAGCAGAUAAUGGCUCAUGUCAGAAUUAUCUAUCCCCAAUUUUACAAACUGAAGCUGAGUGACAUUGGACACUGAACUGGGGAACUGAGACCAGCAUUCAGCACAUCAGCGUACGGGUAUUGUGAAAUAUCUGCAGCUGAUUAUUUUGCAUGUUUCUUUGUGUGGUGGUUAAGUCCAUCUUAAAGAAAAAGUAGUUGUGCUCAUCUGUGAAGCCUUAUUAAAUGUGGAAGUUGU